Moneuplotes crassus is the source of this 377-nucleotide messenger RNA. The record is from the annotation of a GenBank genome assembly. NCBI's taxonomy places the organism in Eukaryota, Ciliophora, Spirotrichea, Euplotida, Euplotidae.
UUCCUUUAGGUAAGAAGUCUGAGGCUUUAAUUUCUAAGCAAAGACUCUUAAAGGUGAUCACAAAGACAGUCUAGCAGGCUUCUGAUAUAUGCAGCCCAUUCUACAACACUUAUUCCCUCAUAUUUGAGCAUCUACAAGGUGUUUUGAUGUUGCUGAAAUGGUCAAUGUUUGUAAAUAUAGUCACCUUCUUGAACUACACAGAAAAUUAAGGUAUAACAAAUUAGCAAGAAGCUUAGGUCAAAUAUACUUUCAAAAUCCAGAAUAUUAUUUGUGUUUGCUAAAACUGCCGUAAUUUAUACUAUCUUCCUGCUGAGUGUUCUGUAUAUCAGCAAGGUAUCAUAAGCUAAUUUUCGUUUAAACAUUUGAGAGACAUCUCA